This is a messenger RNA of Vitis vinifera (wine grape), 519 nucleotides long. Its product is annotated as mitochondrial import receptor subunit TOM7-2. Lineage: Eukaryota; Viridiplantae; Streptophyta; Magnoliopsida; Vitales; Vitaceae. Gene Ontology annotation, biological process: protein import into mitochondrial matrix. The record is from RefSeq and is marked provisional. Gene Ontology annotation, cellular component: mitochondrial outer membrane translocase complex.
AGACAGAGACCCAGAGAGAGAGAGAGAAAGAGGAAGAGGGUUUUAGAAUUCAGAGACGAGGGGAGCAUCAAUGGCGUCUAGGGUUUCAGUGAAGGGAAAGGGCAAAUCGAUAAAGGGCUCAAAGGAUGGCUCUGAGGGUCAUUCCACAGCCAAGUGCUUGAAGGAUUGGAGCAACUGGGCUCUGAAGAAAGCCAAGGUCAUCACGCACUAUGGUUUCAUUCCAAUGGUGAUCAUCAUCGGUAUGAAUUCUGAGCCAAAGCCUCAGCUUUAUCAGCUUCUUUCCCCAGUUUGAGGCCAAAUCUGCAAUACCCAGAUCCCCAAAGUUUAUCGGAACCUUCAUCUCUCUGAUGGAUCGACACAAUCUAUAGGAUAUGUACUAGGCUUUUUCUCUUUCUUUUUUAUUUUCUUUUCUUGGUUCUGAAUUUUAGGUUUCAGUUUUUAUAGUUGAAUCUCUGUGUAAGGAUUUGAAUUUGCAGUACCCAGAUUUGAAGCCUAAAAUAAAAUCCAUGGUUUUUUCAA